Molecule: messenger RNA, 1287 nt
Organism: Pyricularia pennisetigena
Lineage: Eukaryota; Fungi; Ascomycota; Sordariomycetes; Magnaporthales; Pyriculariaceae
Exons: 3
Coding region: 1-1287 (428 amino acids)
Biological process (GO): chitin catabolic process; carbohydrate metabolic process
Cellular component (GO): extracellular region
Molecular function (GO): chitinase activity; chitin binding
Source: RefSeq, a predicted model, not a curated record
AUGAAGUUUUCACUCUCCGCUUUGGCUUUGGCCAAUGCCGUCUCGGCAACCCGCUGGAUGGUUUACUACGACCAGUACCACACCACGGCUCCUCCCAACAAGACCCUCACCGCAGGCAUCACACAUGUCAUCACUGCCUUUGCCCAAUCAGACUUGUUCCUCAACUCGUCGGGCAAAUAUGAGCCCUUCAAGCCGCUUUCCGAGAUCCGCGCCUUGUUCGACAAUGGAACAAAGGUCUGCAUGGCCAUCGGUGGAUGGGGAGACAACGUCGGCUUCAGCAAGGCCGCCCUCACCGACGAGAGCCGUAAGGAGUUUGCCAAGAACGUGGCCGCUACCGUCAACAGGCUAGGCUACGAUUGUGUUGACAUGGACUGGGAGUUCCCCGGUGGUAACGGCCAGGACUACAAGCAAAACCCCAACUCUGGUCGUGUCAGCGAGAUUGAGACGUACCCUCUGCUCCUUCAGGACAUCAAGGCGGCCAUCGGCACCAAGGAGCUUUCGAUCGCCGUGCCGGGUAAGGAGGUCGACAUGAUUGCCUACACGGCCGAGCAGGUGCCCAAGAUCAACGCCGCAGUCGACUUCAUCAACGUCAUGGCCUACGACCUGAUGAACCGCCGCGACAACGUCACGCUGCCCCACACGGACGUCAAGGGCUCUGCGGCCGUCAUCGACAAGUACAUUGCGCUCGGCUGCGAGCCCAAGAAGCUCAACCUCGGCUUUGCCUUCUACGCCAAGUGGUUCACGACGGCCAAGGGCGUCGAGUGCACGACCUCUACGGGCUGCGAGACGGCCGUGCUCGAGGACGACAAGGGUGCCGACACGGGCCUCUCGGGCGCCUUCACUUUCGAGGCGGCCAACUUCGCCACCCCUCCCACCAACCUGACCACCACCACGGACGCGUCCUGCGGAGCCAACACCUUCUUCAAGUGCGCCGAGGGCGACUGCUGCAGCCAGUACGGUUUCUGCGGCUCUACUUCGGCCCACUGCGGAACCGGCUGCCAGGCCGGGUACGGCAAGUGCGAUGGCUUCUCGACCAAGGACUCGUUCCAGAAGGCCAUCGCCAACGGCAAGACGGACGAGGCGCUCGGCGCUCAGUGGUACUGGGAUUCGGCCGCCAGCAUCUACUGGACCUGGGACACCACGGCCCUCAUGAAGAAGAAGAUCAACGACAUUGUCUUUGCCAAGGGUCUUGGUGGCGGCUACGCCUGGUCUCUGGGCGAGGACACCUUUGACUACAGCCACCUUGUUACCCUCAGGGAUGGGCUGAAGAAGAAGUGCAAAGCUUGA